This is a messenger RNA of Mercenaria mercenaria, 2132 nucleotides long. RefSeq lists its product as uncharacterized. Lineage: Eukaryota; Metazoa; Mollusca; Bivalvia; Venerida; Veneridae. The transcript is spliced from 6 exons. Bases 1 to 1077 code for a protein of 358 amino acids. The record is from RefSeq and is a predicted model, not a curated record.
AUGGUAUUCUUUCAGCAACUGCAUGGUAUUCCUUGUUCUCUUGAAGCUCUUGCUAUGCACCUUAAAAAAGAUUACGAUAUACAGAAAGAAAUACGGAAGCUCAUUUCUGAUGCUCGAACUCUCUGUAAAACGUUUGUCGACAUCAUGGCAACUAAUAGAACCGAAGUACUCAAUAAAAAACAUGCACUCAUGGUAGUAACACACCCAAGUGAAGUAGAUGUUCAGAAUCUAAAAAUGGCUCUGAAAGCAAUGCAAGAUGCAAUUAAGACAGUAAGAGAUGGUAUGUUUGUUUUUCAAGCAAGCGUUCACAAAAGAAUUGAAGAAUGUAGAGCACGUAUUCGGCAGCAUAAUAACACAAUUGAGAUUGAAAAAAUAAAAGUAACUCGCCUGAGAAUCGAGAUGAGAGAUUUGGAGCGACAAAUAUCUGACUGCGAAAAAGAAGCAAAGAUACAAGAGGAAUCAGCGGAAAGGUGCGAAGAAAAUGCAAGAACACUAAGUAGAGAAGCAGAUAAGCUUAAGGCGGCUGGGAUAUUAAGUAGUGGCAUAACGGCUGGAGUUGGAGUUUUGUUUGCACCAUUUACAGGAGGACUAAGCCUUGCUGUCGCCGGUGGUGCUGUUGUUGGUAGUAUGAGCGUUAUUCUGUAUAAAGUUUCACAAUGGAAUGAGAUGGCAGGAAAACAUCGACAAAGAGCAAACGAAAUACGUUCUGAUGUUGCACGACAUAGACAAACAAAAGCCAGUUUAGAAAGGGACACAGGCGAAAAAGAAAUGGAAAUAAACUCCCUGGAGAAAAAAAAUGACAAACUUUCUAUGACGUGUGGAAAACUAAACGACAUAGAGAAGCAACUGUUAACUGCCAUAUCUGUUAUCAAUCAAGUAACAAAACAUGUACAGGACCUUGAUACAACUCUUUAUGCUACAGAACAUCAAGGAGAUUCCUUCAGAAUUAUACAAAAUGCAUCUAACAGGAAGCCGGAAAAACUUGAAGGUAUUGCUCAAGAGUACUUGAAGGAAUUAAAGGAGAAAUGGGAAUGCGUCGAAAAAGAUCUCGUAAAAUCACAAGAACUUCGCUCAUGACGGAGUGAAUUCAGUGAUCAUAACAGUUCGGUUCCUUAUAAGAAAUGAGACUAGAAUGAUCCAUAUUCUAUAUGUUAUUGUUGAUAUCAUGAAAACUGUUGCAGUAAGUUUAUGAUAAGGAUCACAUUAGAAAUAACGACGUUAAAGAACAUUUUCCGUACGAUCUUGUUGUGUUGUUAUUUGACAUACAAACAACAUUUAUAUCGUACAAAAUUUUGUUUCGACUAUUUUCAAAUCCAUUUGACAUCACUGGUAACUUUACUAUAAAGUGCAUCCGAGUUAGGCCUAAAGUGUAGGGUUUAGAAUGGGAAUGAAUUAAUAUAAUUAUGGCCAAUUCCAAUGGACGGUUUUAAGACCUUUUCAAAGAUAAUUUGCACAUUAUAUUGUAAUUCAUUUCAUAUUGUACUUUUGAAGCCAUAUUUCGCUAUGCUUUUAUUUUAGCUCCAGUAUAUCUAUCCAUUUAGAUUUAUUUCUAUUGGGUAUAAUCUUACAUUUUGUACAGGUAGAAGUCACCACAAAUUUGCACUAAAAUGUUUGAGCUAAAUAUAACCACUUUGUAAUCAUUCCGAUAAACAUUGUUUCAGUAUCGGUUUAUAAAUGCUCUACUCUGAAGACGCAAUUUAUACCUUUUCAAAGAAGACAAUAAGACUGACAUCAAUCGACUUUGGGGGUACUUUCAAAACACCUGUCCAUAAAAAGAAGUAUGUUUAACAGUGAAUGAUAUAUAUAUACCUUAUAAAUACUGAGAUGUCAGCACAGAUGGUUUAAUAAAAAAAACAUAGUCAUCUAAAUAUGCAGUUUUAUUGUGUUUUCUUUUAGAAUGGUCAACAUCUUUGUUGUUGUGAAUUUAAGACCCGUUACAACACAGUGACCUACUUUUUCCCCACAUGAACUUCAUGAAAAUUAUUCUUAAAACACAGCUGUAAUACAACUAUACUACAAAUAAGAGUGGGUAAUUUAAGGCUACUCUAGAGUUAUGAUAUUUUCAAAAUUUUAUCUGUAAUUCUUUCACGCUUCUAUUUCAUCUAGUCAAUCUUUUUGCAGUGUAUGUUAAG